Molecule: messenger RNA, 1122 nt
Organism: Nematocida homosporus
Lineage: Eukaryota; Fungi; Microsporidia
Product: DNA primase large subunit
Exons: 1
Coding region: 1-1122 (373 amino acids)
Biological process (GO): DNA replication, synthesis of primer
Cellular component (GO): alpha DNA polymerase:primase complex
Source: RefSeq, a predicted model, not a curated record
AUGAGAAAGAUAACACAUCGAUUAAACCUCUAUCUUGAUGGAAGGACAAGUGUAGAUAGGACUGAGGAUUAUUAUGGAUUGGUUCGGGAACGUCGGGAAGUCUAUGGAUACUUAGAGAGACGGGGGCAUUUGCCUAUUUCAGCGAGAUUUAGUGAAGAUUGGUCGGCUGAUCUUGAUUUAAAUCAGCACUAUGCCUGUAAGGUAGCAAGUGUAGCUGAUCCAAGUAGAAUGGAGGAUUUUGUGAAUGGUGAAAUCCAGAUAUUCCGUUCGCGAUUGGAGCAGAUGAAUGAGAAGGAGAUUCUUUUGUUCUGGGCUGAGGAGUACAUUACGCGUUUAGUUGAGCCGGUUCGGUUUAACUCGACUGAGCAAGGAGUUGUAAUCGAGGUGGAUGGAGACCAAUCUAAUUGGAUGGGCCAGGAGAAGGUUAGUUUGGCAGUCGGCCAGAAAGUAGCUGGAAUGGUUAAUCGUGGGGAGAGAAUUAGAGUCCGAGCUGGAUUCUGGCACUUCUAUGGGCUGAAGGAACGAAUGGAAAAUGGCCGGAUGGAAAGUGGAGUAGCUGGGGUUAAGAGUAUGCUUAUUCGUGCCUUUGCUGAUAUGUUGAGUUGGACAACCGAAAAGCUCUACCAGUCCAAUCAAGUCGGUAUGGUUUACGAUGUGAAAGAAAGAGUGCAACCUUUAGAAGCAAUUAAGCUGGAAGAGAAGUUCAUUCCAGGGUGUAUUAAACGCAUUCUUGACCGACUACGCCAGGAUCAACAUCUUAAGUACCAGGACCGGACCAACUUAGUUAAUUUCCUUAAGAACAUUGGUGUGCCUUUAGAAGAUGCCGUGAGUUUAUUGCGUAGUCAUUUCAACUGUACACCGGACAGAUUUGACAAAGAGUAUCGAUAUGCUAUACGGCAUACUUAUGGUCAGGUAGGUAGUCGUAAGGAUUACAAAAGCAUUCCUUGUGCAGUUAUUAUGAAAGAAACGGGCAUGCCUGGUUGUUCUGGGUGUCCGUAUGCCAGAGAUCUCGAUGGCAAGCAGAAGUGCAAUUUAGCCUUAACUCAACUACUUGGCUUCCCAGUGCCCGUUCAUCUUUCCCCGGCCGAGUACUAUACCAUGGCCCGUAAGGCCAGCAAGUAA